Amphibalanus amphitrite is the source of this 1026-nucleotide messenger RNA. RefSeq names its product transmembrane channel-like protein 7. The transcript has 8 exons. Lineage: Eukaryota; Metazoa; Arthropoda; Thecostraca; Balanomorpha; Balanidae. The coding region runs from base 1 to 1026 and encodes 341 amino acids. Gene Ontology annotation, molecular function: mechanosensitive monoatomic ion channel activity. Gene Ontology annotation, cellular component: plasma membrane. The record is from RefSeq and is a predicted model, not a curated record.
AUGGGACGGCAGAUAUGCACGCGGCUGCGCGAGCUCCCCGUCAGUCUGACGGUGAAGCGCAAGGUCCGUCAGCGGCUGGAGACUAACCUGAUGGAGCGGAAGGCGCUCGUCAAGCAGACGCGACUGAUGCGCUGGAGUGCCGACGCCGGCCGGGCUCUCGUGCUGACCAAACGGUACAUGGCCGAGGCCCACGGUCUCGUUCACAUCUGGCACGAGCAGAUGAAGACGAUCGAGGGCAACUUUGGCCAAAACGUGGGCCUCUACUUCCGCUUCAUGCGCUGGCUGCUGAUCGUCAACAUGGAGGUCCUCCUCAUCAGUUUCCUGUUCCUGGUGGUGCCCCAACUGGUGAUGACCAUCUACGAUCCCGAGGCCGCCCGUCGCAGCGCGCUGGGACUGCCGGAUCCGAUGCACGCUCGAAUGGAGAUGGAGAACAGGACGAUACCGAACCUGCACUUCUUCCUGAGUAACCUGCUCACUGGACAGGGCUGGCUGUACUCGACGCCCAUGUACUACGGCUACUACUACCGCGACUCGAUCCGCACAUCGUCCUACACGCACUACCACAUGCCGUCCGCCUAUCUGGCCAUCACCACCUUCUGCAUCACCUACCAGCUCAUGAAGCUGGCCACCAGCACGGCUCGCUCCUACCGUAAGAACUUCAUCGACGUGUCCACCGACACCAGCGGCAACGUGGCCAACCUGAUCUUCGCCGGGUGGGACGCUCGCGUCACAUCCCAGGAGUUGGCCGAGCUGAAACGCACCGGACUCUACCAGGCUUUCCAGCGGAAGCUCAAGAAGAAGGAGGAGCUGCACGCGGCCGAGCAGGCUGCUGCCGCCGGGGAGGAUCCGGCGGCGGCCGCCCAGCGCCGGCGCGCCCAGCUGUACACGGUGCUGGGCCGGCUGGCCAGCAACCUGCUGGUGGUGGCCGUGCUGGGCGCCGUGGCCGUGCUCACCUGGAACGUCAUGGGCAUGGACGCGGUACGUCCGGGGAAGGGGAGAGGGGGAUCAUAUGGGAAAGAGUGUUGA